GUUUCAACGGAUAUGUUUGUCUUAAAUUAUAGCGAUUACAACGCGAUGUCAAAUGGUUGCUUUUCACGCUAUUAGAUUGUUUUACCAACGUUUGUAAUUUUACACCGAGAGUGAAAUAAAAAACUUAGGUAUAUGAAUUUACAAUUUUUUGAAACGAGACAAAUUUAUUAGUCUUUUCUACGCACAGCAUCAUUUAUUUGAGCAAUGGACUUGCGUCCGGAAAUAAUUCAUAACAGCCUCAGUCAGGUUGGCUUACCGUCGACUCUUGAGGAUCUUCAAAAUCCGACCAAAGAAUAUGUGCUUAAUCUUAUAAAGCAAUUUCUUAAUAGAUGUCACAUAGAUUACGCAACAAUAAUUAAACCAACUUUGGAUCAAUCAAAUUCAUUGACUUUGGUUGAAUUUGACCCAGAAAUGGUAUCGCUAAUCAAUCUUUCGGAAGCAAUGUCUGGUAUCUGCUCAGACAUAUUUAUGAAGGAUUUUUGUCUUACCGACUUGACUAGUCCAACACCAAAAAAAACUUGUAAACUGGCAAAAGUGCUAUCUAACUUUCUGCUUUAUGCGGAUACGAAACGAGAAAAGAUAGAAGAAGCAAUUGCAGAACGCAGAUUCAAACAAGAACGCCUUGACAACAUCAAAAAAGAAAUAAAUAAAUGUAGAGAACUGAAGAAUCAAAAAGCUGUAGAAAUUGCUAAAAAAAUAACUCUCAAAGAACAGUACACUGCAGAAAUUGCAAGUUUGCAAUCUCUAAGAGAGCCAAGAAAAGCUCAAAUUUCAGAAGCACAAGGAAAGCUUGAGGUUCUCGAAAAAGAAAAACUUGAAGUUUUGAAAAAACAUGGAGAAUUAGUCAGUGAAGCAAUUGAGAUGCGCACAAUGACAGAAGAGCUCGAGUCAAAACUCGUAAGAUCGCCAGAACAGUACGAGGCUCGUUUUAAGGAACUCAUUGAACAAAAGAAACAUCAAAUAGAACAGCGACAUGUAAUCGAGGCAGCGAUGCAAUCUAAAAACCCGGCAAUUGCAAAAUUGCAGAGCCAUUUGUCCAUAGUUUCCAAUCUACAUAGUAAAAUUCCCGAAAUAACAGAAACAUAUGAACGUCUCCAAAAAUCGAAAAAAAUCCUGGAAGAGGCAAAGAAAAAAGUUGCCCAGAUGAACGCUAUGAUCAAGGAUGAGACUGCGCUUUCAGCAGAGGAAAACAGUCAAGCUGUUGAUAGAAUUUUGCAAAGAACUAAAGACGAGUGCGAUGAACAUUUAGCGUCGAUUCGUUACGAGCUCAGUGAAUUAUUGAAUGAGAAAAAACGUGUGGAAUGUAAACUCGCUGAUGCUCAGACGCGCCAACAGGAAAUUUAUACGCAGCGAGAUGAAAUUUCCGUUACUAUUAAAAAAGUGAUUGAUGAAAUCGAAGAAUUGGUGGCUUAUGGUCAGGAGACGUACGACAAGGAAAUCGAUCGGUUACGGAAAGAGAAAGAGAUGCUGGAAAAGGAGCACUGAUAAAAAUGGAAAACCGGUGAAAAUAUCAUUGUGAUCGACGGGUUGAAAAAUAAUUCCACGGGAAUUCAUCAAGGCGCUUUAACAGUUGCGCCUGUGUAAGAGCGCUCGCCAAAAAUCAGAUAUUUAAUGUCGAGGGAGAAAAGUUAGACCUGAAUCUCUGAUAAGAAAUUAACAACGUAUGACGUUUUCGUCAAAAGAAAUCACUGUCAAGUAUGUACACACUGGUGCACAAAAUUGAAGGAUCACUCGAGGUUUUGGGAACACUUUCCCCCUCUCCCCCUAUCUUUCUACACCGACAGAAUUUACCGAAAUUUCAUAUUUUGCCAAAAUUUUGAUGAUCCUACAAUUUCGUGUACUAAUGGAUAAAAAAUAUGUUUGACCUACGUUUUACAAUACGUUGUUCUACAAAGUUAAUAAAAUGCAAAAAAAGAAUA
Messenger RNA from Venturia canescens, 1919 nucleotides. Its product is annotated as cingulin-like. Gene Ontology annotation, cellular component: kinetochore; Ndc80 complex. The transcript is spliced from 9 exons. The record is from RefSeq and is a predicted model, not a curated record. Lineage: Eukaryota; Metazoa; Arthropoda; Insecta; Hymenoptera; Ichneumonidae. The coding region runs from base 205 to 1485 and encodes 426 amino acids.